Messenger RNA from Gopherus flavomarginatus (Mexican gopher tortoise), 5232 nucleotides. RefSeq names its product maestro heat-like repeat-containing protein family member 2B. The transcript is spliced from 43 exons. Bases 97 to 5232 code for a protein of 1711 amino acids. Lineage: Eukaryota; Metazoa; Chordata; Testudines; Testudinidae. Gene Ontology annotation, cellular component: cytoplasm. The record is from RefSeq and is a predicted model, not a curated record.
GGGAGAAGGGUACCUGGUCAUCUCCUACAGGAAGUGCGUGUGCCCCUGGGGUGGAGCUGUUUCUGACCCUCAGGGUUUGUCUUUGCUGCAGGGACCAUGAAGAUAACUUCCACCUGGCACACGCUGUGCUGGCCAAACUCAAGGCAUUCAAGAUCCAAGGGAAUUGGAUCUGGACUCAGCAGGGAAUUGAUGGAGGAGUCUCUCGAGGCUACCCAGGGAGGGAAGGUUUUGCGGGGGGAAAGAAAGAGUUUUCCAGAUGACUCAGACAUCUGGAUGGUGGCAGCAAAACCAGAUCUAAACUGGUCCGACGUUCCUGCUGUUUGGCCCCUGCUGACUUGUCCUCCACCCCCCAAGACAUCAUUGAGGACAAACUGGACAAGAAGUUGUGGCCCUUUGUGUCGGACUUGGUCCUUGCCACCAGUUCUCAGGCUCCUGUCAGGGCCCCGACAAAGCCCGCUCUCAGCUGCUGAUUGUAGAUUGGAGCUUCGACCUGGUGUCCCCACUGCUGCACGAGCUCACCUACCAGGCCAUGGCCUACGACCUGCUCAGCCUCGAGAACGACACCUACAAGUACAAGACGACAGAGACCAGCGACUCGCAGGAGAAAGAGGCACUGCUGGACGAAGACAACAAACUGGGUGCAGCUACGCCACAUGCACAUCGCUGACAUCUCCAAAUGUUUAUAAUGAGAUUGUUUCCCUCUUGGUACAUAUGGAUGACCAAGAUAAGGACAAAAUUGCCCUCAGGAUUGCCUGUAUAGCUGAGACCAAGCUGGCUAUCGUUGUUACCGUUCUGCUAGAAAAACUACAACAGGAUGAGCAAAACAGAGUAGACAUUUACUAUGUCCUGGAGAAGGUAUUACAGCAGGACACCGGGGGCCUAGAGAGAAGGCUAGUGAACAAAAUAAUAACCCUAGCCUUUGACCAGAUGAGAGAGAGUCAGCAAGUAACAAAUGAACUUAAAGUGGCAGCUAGUAACACCUUAGUGACGCUGGCUCGCUGCUAUUUUACUAAUGUGAUGGUUGAGCUGCACUGUCAUCUGGAACCACCGCAGCUGCCUGAAGAAUUUAUUUUAGUUACGCUGCGCAACCUGUUAUCAGCCUAUGCGCUUAAGUGUAUCCGUUUUAUGGUCCUGACCCUGCUGUUCAUGUCCUACAUGCGGAAGUUAGUCAAGGGCGGCAGGAUGAGACAAGCAUUUUGUGGUGUUCUGGAAGAAUGCUCAAGGGCAGUAAAUUUCUAUUUGAGUAACUGGGAAAAGUGCUCAUUCCCCAGAAUGAGUGCAUCGCAAUUCUGCUAUCGAUUUCUUCCCUUAUAUUCUCAUGUGACCAGCAACUGGCUGACCUGUGAGGAGCCUGAGCUGAAGCAGGCUAUCAUCAAAGCCCUUGGUCCCAUGAUGAGUCUCCUGCUACACCAAGAGAAGUAUCAGGAUCAGAUAUUUGAACUGAUCUCAUGGCUCCUUGAGCAAUAUAAGGAGGAUGCUCAUGUUUUUCACAUCACCAAGAGUCUGAGCCAGCUCUUGGAGGUCUCUGGUGAAUAUAAGAUCCCUCUCCCUAAGAGGAAGUUUCAAGCCAUCUGCAGUGCUCUGCACAACCAGAUCUGUUCUCAAGCUGAGCCGCUCAGCCUGGAACAUCACCCAGAGCUGGUCUAUUGUAUAGUUCAGCUAGCCCGUUCUUCUCCGGAGGAUCUGAUAGCCUUUCUGCGCUCGCAGCUGAAGGUUGAGAAUGAGGCUGUUCGUGUGGCAUCUCUGAAUCUGCUCAGAGCUAUUGUUGGUGCUGACUUGCCCGAGACAAGACUGAAAAAGUUUCUGAUUGUGAAGGCAGUGAAAUCCACUCUGGGUGAUCAGAAUGCUACGGUGAGGAUGGCAGUUCUUCAUUUCAUCCGGAGGCUGCUCAGCUCAGAAAGUGUGGAGAAUUGUGCAGCGUGGGAGAUGGUAGCACAUGUUUUCAGGGAGUUCAGUGUAUCCACCAGCAAACUGGCUAUUCAGGAAGAAAACACUAUCCAAAGCCUGUGCAUUGACAUCCUGCAAUGUCUGGACACCUCAGUCAGUGGAAUGACCCAAGUGCUAUGGCCAAGGCUUCUAGAAUAUGUGGUGCCAGCUGAGUACACUGGCACUUUGAAGCCUCUCUGCAGAUGCCUUAGGGAACUGGUUGAGAAAAAGCAGCAGGAAGGAGAAGAAGCUGCUUGCCUCGACUACGGUGGACCAGUGAAACUCCCUACACCCCAGGGGCUGCUGGCACGACUCCUGGUAGUAGCCUCAUCUCCUUAUGCAGGAGAAGGACACGGAUGUGCUGCCUUGCAGUUACUACAGGCCCUGCACCAAAAUAUCCAUGCAGCAGUGGGUGAGAUGUGGGUAGUAAAGAUCCCAUCUCUGGUGCAGUACAUUGAAGGAAACACAGAGAAUUCCCUGGAUUGUGCGCGGUGGGAGCACAUGCUGCUUCAGUUCCUAGGAACAUCUCUGGAGAUGAUAGACGACAGUGCCUGGAGCAGGCAGAUAAGCCUUGAGUUGAGCCAGCAGAUGGCCAGCUAUACCAGCCCCUCCCAUGAGAAGAGUUUCCUGUAUAAGGCGCUAGGAACGUCCUUAGCAGUUUGUCAGGACCUGGUCCAUGUUAAAUCACAGCUUCAUCAAUUUCUGAGAACAACAGAUUAUAUGGAAGUCCCUGAGAGAGAGGGAGUCAUUUCCAUCCUCGCAUUCUCUGCUGAGAGCCAUCUGGACCUCACCCUGAACGCACUUCAGGAGUUUGGGGCUGCAAUGAACAAGGUUAAGAUUCCUGGGUUCAUCAGCCGCCUGAAGGACUACCACCAUGGGAAGAGAGGCAAGACUCGCAGCACCCUGAUGCUGACAUACAGCAGCGUGGCUGUCCAUGCUCCAAAAGACCAGCUUCUUUCCCGAGUAGAGGCAGACAUCACAGGGAACAUCCUUCUCCAUUACAGAGCCAGUUGUCAGGUGCUGGGCAUCACUGUUGCGAACAAGGACAUGUACCUAAAAUUAACCCUCAUCCACAAUGUCAUGGAGAUUAGCUGUGCCAUCUUGGAGACCAGAGACUCCCAGGAGUUUGAAUUCUCUUACAAACUGGAGCUCCUUGGCUACAUGCUGGACUUCAUUAAAAAGGAACCACUGGAUUCCCUGGCAUCUCCAGUUCGCUACAAGGCAAUUCUUGCCAUUGAACAUCUGAGCAAACUGAAACCAUCUCUGACCUUGGAGGAAAACCGUGAGCUCCUUGAUCAGUGCUUCAAAAGUUUAUUUCCCCUUCCUCCCUUGGAGAUGAUGAAAAAGGAAGGCGAGACAGCAAAGAAUGCUCUGCUUAUACAAUCACUCUACGUGAGGUCCUUCGAAGCCCUUGGCGAACUAACGGAGACUUUGCUGGAGGGAGAACCAACCUCAGACUGGUUCCAGGAAAUGUUUGAACUCCUAGCGACAUGGUUCAGUUCAGGGAAGGAGUGGGAGAGAGAAAGGGCCUUGCAGGCCAGCAUGCAGCUGCUGACUGCCUAUCAAGAGACAGUUCAUAGCACAACUCAGGAAACUUUUAAUCAGUUUGGAUCUGUGAUUGGACAAAUAGCACCAUACAGCUGUGAUUCACUGGCCACGUCCCGUCAGUGGGUGGUUGACUGUAUCAGCUGCCUUCUCAGUAUGCAAGGCCAGCCCAUGAACCUCGGGUCAGUGGAGGAGGAGCUGAGCUGUCUCCGUGAAGAACUAACAGCAGCUCCAGACCCUGAGGCUCUGUUUCAGGCAUCUUCCAAAAUGGCCAGGGUUGUUAGUGAGUACUUCCCUUCCGAACAGGCUGCAGACUUUAUUGAGGCCACAAUGGAUAGUAUGCUGUCUGCUAACCCCACCUGUGCCACGGCAGCUGGGCUAUGGAUGAAGAUCAUCCUAAAGGAGUGUGGAGAUGCCAUGCUGGACCAGGUGCCAGCUAUUCUGAAUAUAAUAUAUAGCCACAUGCUUAGUAUCAAGGAGGGCAGCUUGAGGCAGUUCCUUCUGGAGGCAGUGUCCAUUCUAGCUCAUCAUCAUCUAGAGGCAGUGAUCUCCAGCCUCCUCAGAAAACGUCUGCCGAUGAACCGUGACACCACUGAACUGUGGAGAUCUCUGGGGGAAGACCCCUUGCUUGCCACUCAAGUCCUACAGGUCCUAAUAGAAAAAAUAAAGACUUCAACAAGCCAAGAAGGAAGCGUCACCUCAGAGACUGAAACUGACAGGCAUUUGGCAGCUGCUGAACCUCUCUCAGCAACAUGUGCCAUCUUUCAGGUGGUGUCAGCACUGCAGUCGAGCAAAGCCGUGCAGGAGCUGCUCCCAGAGUUGUUUCCUGUUCUCCUGCAGCAGGUCAGCCGAACCUUAGGCCAAAAGAUGCCUUUGCCAGUGAUCAGCAGCCCGAGCCUAGGCCAAAGAGACCGACAACAUACUGAAGGCAACCCUUGCCGGUUUUCUGUCCAAGCAUUAGAAUCUGUGCUUUUCAAAGUUGGGAAUGCGAGACUGAUGAGAGAACUCAGGGAGCAGAGAACUUGGAUUCUGCUUGAAAACCCCCAGACUCACCAUGAGGGAGUGUGUCUGCUGGUGAGCGUUCUGCUAAAAUCUGAACUAGUAACACCUGAGAUCAUCCAGAACCUCCUCCCCUGGGUGAAUUCCCCGACAGAAAACUACCGAGUCACGGGCACAGCUUUCCUUGCCCAGCUAAUGAGUAAUCCCAUGCUCAGGGAGAAGAAGUUCCUUAAGAGUGUCUUACACAUCUUGGAAGAAAGGUCACAGGAUAGGAACAGCAUUGUCCGUCAGAUGGCUGUAAGAGGCCUGGGAAAUAUAGUCGAUGGGGCGCCUGAGAAGGUGAAAAAGCACAAGAAGUUUCUUCUGGACAUACUGAUCGGGGCCUUACAUGACAUUUUCAGUUCUGAAGUCAUUGGCGAGAGCAUGAAAGCACUGGCCAAAGUCCUGAAGGAGCUGAAAGAGAAGGACAUCGGUUCUUCCUUCAGAGACCUCACCCAACAGAUCCGGACCUACUUUGACGAUGAGGAUGAUGCCCUUCGUUCAAUGGCCUUUGUCCUAUUUGGCAUCCUGGCUCAGUUGACAAAGAAAAAUGGAAGGCCUAUUUCACCGAGCAGGUUCGAAAGAGCUGGGUCACACUUCUGCUGCACCUGCAAGACCAAACCCCAGGGUUCAAUGGUCCCUACCUCCCAGAAUAGAGGACAGACCACAGCUGUGCCUGGUGAAGCAGCUUUCAUCGGUAUAACUGUUCCCAAAAGACAUUGA